Tyto alba (common barn owl) is the source of this 2384-nucleotide messenger RNA. RefSeq names its product solute carrier family 37 member 2 (gene SLC37A2). Gene Ontology annotation, biological process: phosphate ion transmembrane transport; glucose-6-phosphate transport. Gene Ontology annotation, molecular function: glucose 6-phosphate:phosphate antiporter activity. The transcript is spliced from 18 exons. The record is from RefSeq and is a predicted model, not a curated record. Lineage: Eukaryota; Metazoa; Chordata; Aves; Strigiformes; Tytonidae. Bases 19 to 1536 code for a protein of 505 amino acids. Gene Ontology annotation, cellular component: endoplasmic reticulum membrane.
GCUCGGCCGCCGCCCGCCAUGAGGGCAGCGCUCGCCCCCGGGGUCCGCCUGCUCCGCGACCUCCCCCGGGACAGCCGGUAUCGGGGACUGACGCUGGUGCUGACCUUCCUCUGCUACACCAGCUACCACCUCUCCCGAAAACCCAUCAGCAUCGUCAAGAGCCAGCUGCACCCCAAUUGCUCAGCCUUGGGGCCGAACCCCCGCAACGACUCCAACAGCAGCACGUGGUGCAGUUGGGCACCCUUUGAUGAGGACAACUACAAGGAACUUUUCGGGGCGCUGGAUAACGCCUUCCUGGUGGCUUACGCCAUCGGGAUGUUCAUCAGCGGUAUUUUUGGGGAGCGCCUCCCCCUGCGCUACUACCUGUCGGGGGGGAUGGUGCUGAGCGGGCUCUUCACCGCGCUCUUCGGCCUCGGCUACUUCUGGGACAUUCACGUCCUCUGGUACUUCAUCGUUGUGCAGGUCUGCAAUGGGCUGGUGCAGACAACCGGCUGGCCCUCCGUUGUGGCGUGCGUCGGGAACUGGUUCGGGAAGGGAAAGAGAGGUUUGAUCAUGGGCAUCUGGAACUCGCACACCUCCGUUGGCAACAUCUUAGGGUCACUCAUCGCCGGCGUCUGGGUUUCCUCUGCCUGGGGCUUGUCCUUCAUCGUGCCCGGCAUCAUCAUCGCUGUCAUGGGCAUCAUCUGCUUCUUCUUCCUCGUGGAGUAUCCCGAGGACGUCGGCUGCAGUCCGCCCCUGCAUCACAUGGCCUCCGACGAGGAGGAUGCUAGAGGAGCGACCACCAGUGAGAAGGAUCCCGAAGCGGUCACCUCCAACGAGGGGCCACUGAGCAUCUCAGGCCAGAGCAGCACGGAUCGCUCCGACAGCCCCAAGGAGCCAGCUGAGGAGCCCGAAGCCAUCAGCUUCCUCGGGGCGCUCCGGAUACCCGGUGUGGUGGAGUUCUCCCUUUGCCUGCUCUUUGCCAAGCUGGUGAGCUACACCUUCCUGUACUGGCUGCCCCUCUACAUUGUGAACGUCGCUCAUUUCGGUGCCAAGGAAGCCGGGGACCUGUCAACCCUCUUUGACGUCGGGGGCAUUCUAGGGGGGAUCUUUGCUGGCCUCAUCUCCGAUUACACCGGCGGCAGGGCCACCACGUGCUGCGUGAUGCUGGUCAUCGCUGCUCCCAUGCUGUUCCUGUAUAACCAUGUUGGCCAGAACGGCAUCGGCACAUCAAUAGCGAUGCUGAUUGUCUGUGGCGCUCUGGUUAACGGGCCCUACGCUCUCAUCACAACAGCAGUUUCGGCAGAUUUGGGAACCCACGAGUCUCUCAAAGGAAAUGCCAAAGCCCUUUCUACUGUCACGGCUAUUAUUGAUGGCACAGGAUCCGUAGGUGCUGCGCUAGGGCCGCUGCUCGCAGGGCUCAUCUCCCCCACGGGCUGGAAUAACGUCUUCUACAUGUUGAUAGCAGCUGAUGUCUUGGCUUGCCUGCUCCUCGCUCGCGUGGUGGUCAAAGAGGUCCGUGGGUGGUGCGGCUACAUGGCGAGGAAGAGAGGGUGAAAGACCAAUAGUCUGGGCCUCGCGCUGCGGUAAGUGCGGCCCAAAUCUCCUUCUCUGGCCACCAGUGGAGGGCUGCCAGGCUCCUCUCGCCUGCAUCGGGGCUGUCUGGGGCGAGGACUGUCCUGGCUGGGUUGGCACUGUCCCUGUUUGCACCAAAAUCCGGCUGUUUUGCGAUGGGGGAAGCAGCUGGGUCAGUUGGUGGAAAUUCUGCAACGCCUGAGAGGGCUUUGGGGAGUGCAUUGUCUCCAGAGCAGCUUGCAGAGAGGAGGCACAAAUGCUGGGGGGGGGCGGUGGUUUUGGGGGGGGAUGUUUCGGCUUUGGGCAGAGACAAGAUGGUGGCUGGAUCUCCUCCUUGCACCUGCUUCUCCUCCAGGCUGGCAGUGCAGGUGGGGCCGGAGUUUCCCGGCAGAGCCGUCUUCUCUUUCCAUCUCUCCGGCAGCACCCAGCGUUUAUCCCAACACCCGUGGGACGGCACCCACCAUGCUCAGCCACUUCCCUUCUCUCCCCGCAGGUUUAAGGAGUUUUGACCUGGCCCCCCCCCCCCCCGCCACGGCCCCGCGAGCCGCCCCGAGCUGAGAGGCCUGGAGGGAGGAGAGAGGCAGGGGCACGCCAGGAGCGUGUUUAUCUCACCAGGAGCGUGUUUAUCUCGUGUUUAUCUCGCCAGGAGCGUGUCUAUCAUCUCGGCAGAGCCGAGGCACGGCCCCGUGGGCUUGUACUGCCACUGUGGGUUUACUUCUGUGGGUUUGCUUCGGAGGGAGGCGGCGGCGAGGAGCGAUCCGAGGCUGACGGGUUUUCUGGGCCAACUCUUCGCCGUUGGCCGUUUUAUUAAUAAAACCAUGGAAAACCUA